Seminavis robusta is the source of this 2887-nucleotide messenger RNA. NCBI's taxonomy places the organism in Eukaryota, Bacillariophyta, Bacillariophyceae, Naviculales, Naviculaceae. The record is from the annotation of a GenBank genome assembly.
AUGAAGAAGAAACGAGGUGUGCGUCGAUCGGUGAGUUUCAAUGAAGCCGGUCCUACCAUUCAACGAAUUGACUCGGUACGAUGUCUACUACUACUAGCAGCCGACAACGACAACAGCAACACGGACAAUGAAGAAGAAAUGGAAGCCAAUUUUUUGAAUGAGAUUUGGUACGACAAGAUGGAAAUUGCAUCGCAAAAAGAAGAAAAUGCCGAAUUGGUCUUGGAGCUCGACAACAAAAAUAAUGGAGAUGAUGAUACUAAUAAUAAUAAGGAAGAACCCCACGAUGCGACCUUACGUGGUCUGGAACGUCAAACGGAAGAAGGAUCGUGGCAAGCCUUUCAAAAUCGCAACAAGGCACUAGAAGCCGUGCUAGAUACCAAACCGCAAAAUGACGAAGAAUUGGCCAGUUUGUCCAGUCAAGCCACGCAAGAUGCCAAGCGAGUCGCACAGCAACGGGCUUUGCAAGAUGAAAAGGAAGCACAGGAGUAUUUGCAAGAUGUACGCACUUCGAUUCUCAAUGGAAGCAUUCAUAGUAUGCUUUCCAUGGGAACCGCUGAAGGCGGAGGAAGUGCCCAUAGUAUGCCCCUUUUGUCCAUGGAGGAUCUUCAUGAUAAUGAUGACACGGACGAUGAUGAUGAUGAUGCUACCUUUGCAUCGGAAAGUGAUGGGGAAGCAUCCUUGGGAUUUGAAGAUACAGCAGUUGCAGACAAUAAACCAACCAAGAAACAAGGCAAAACAAAAGUCAAAAAGAAGGUACAACGAGUCAAGUCAUUGCCUUCACCCAACAUACCCGCAUUGGGCGAUGCACACCAUGAUGAUGACGAUGAGGAAGAUUCCAUACUCUCACCCUUUGCCAGUGGAGCCAAAAAGUUGAGAGAUGCACGAAAACGAUUGUCGGCCGAAACACCCAACAAAAAGAAAAAAGCCAUGGAAUUGGGACACAAAAGUGACACGGCACUCAUGGAUGAUGACAGCAGCAGCAGCAACAGUGACAAUACUCCACAACCAACGUCCUUUUCCAGUCUCAAAAAUAAGACGACUACCAUGAGAAGGGCCAAAUCACUCGGGACUGCUACUUCCACCAAAGAAAAAGACUGUCUCGCCACCACCAAAAAGAAAAAGACUGCUACCAAAAAGACCAAAACAACAGCAUCCAAAACAACCACAACAACAACAACCAACAGCGACGCGUCGCCACUGACACGUCUGCAACGAUGCAAAUCCGCUCCCAUGCCAAAGGCACCCACGCCUGCAGAAGAAAUAGCCGCAUUGCUCUCCGAUGUCAGCAACACCAGUGAAAAUGAACAACAAGGACCCAUGAUGGAUGAUGAUAGUUCUCGAACGUCGAUUCGAAUUCGGGUCUCCAAAAUGAAUCAAAAUCCAACACCACCCCCGUUUGACUUUUCCAAAAAGAAAACAACAACAAGAACAAAGGCACAACAAUCAUCACAACGAGCUUCGCUUCCUGCCACGGCAUUGUAUCAAUGGAAGGAUCACUUUCCCAAGGGCAGCACUACUACAAAUAGCAAUAGUAGUGACAGUGACGAAGAAGACCCCAAAAUGUCCGUUUCGGCUUCGGCUGCCGAUUAUCAAUGGCAAGAACACAGUGAAGAACAACGGGACGACAACACGGCCAAACAAGUAUCAUCAUCAUCAUCGGCCAAAUCGUUACAACUACUGCAACAAGAACAAGCCAAACUCAAUGCCAAAAAGGCCAAAAUGGAAGCCUAUGCCAAAAAACAUCAUGACGAUGAUGACAACAACAACAACAACAACAACAACAAGGAAGAAGAACCACCACCAAAACGCGUGCUGCCAAUGGAUAAUUUCAAUAUUGAUCCCAGCAUGUUGCCACGACGGAAAAAUAAAAAGUCGCCGGGAUUGAAACGAUCCAAUACACUCGAGGGAGACAAACCGAAACAACAACGUGCUGGUACGCUGGAUCGGCCCAAAGCCCCCCGGAGAACCAAGAGUGCUGCCAGCAAAAAAGCAAUGCUCGGGGGUGAAAUGCCUCUGCGAUCCAAGAGUCAAGGGAAAAAGGGGGGUCUCUCGGGUGGUCUGGCCAAGUUUGUCAUGAAGACGCAACAAAUCGAACAAAAACGAGAAGCAACCCAAGUGACAAAACAACCAGAGGAUUCUUCUGAUGACGAUGACGAUGAGGAGGAGAAUGUUCCCAAGAACAAACUUGGCACUGCCAAGAAGGACGUGGCAUUGCCCAAGAAACUGGAAAAGCAACAAGAGACGGAGGCGAAACAGCCAGCCGUACUAGACGCUGGAGGCGGCGAGAGUGACGACGACGACGAAAGCGACUGUGAUUCUCCCGACGAAGAUGCACCGACUCGACGGAGUACGUUCACGGGGAGUCUAGCGUGUAUCGUGACGGGCGAUUACGCGGCCGCCGAAAAUGACAAGAAGGAGGAACCCCAACAGCGAGCAUCCACGGGGAGCAUUCCCAAGACAAAGAAAGCAGAGUCGACGACAGAAGAAAACACGGCCCCAAAGAGCAGAGCCGUGCCUGCCAGGAGCAAGUCUGCUUCGAAGAAAGCUAUGCUGCUGCCAUCCAAUGGAAGCCGCACGGGAGGUAGGAAGCUUCCGGAGAGAUCCAGCUCCAUGGGCAAUCCAGCGUCGGCCAAACGAAAUAAAUUUCCAAGUAACGGCAAGAGAGCUUCCGUUCAGCGGAUUCCGCGUCGCAAGGGAGCAGCGACUGGUUCGGAAGACUCGGAACCUCUGUCUAGAGCCAGUUCGAGCGUCAACUAGGUAGCUAGAAGUCAUAACCACAGUGCGAAGAACAGCUUUCUUCGCCCCGAUGCUACACGGACAAAACUACAAAUUUGCAACUGCACACAUCAACUAGCUAGUUAGUGCCGGUACAACGUCUUCAGCGCCA